AUGUCUGCCGUUGCAACGUGCAUCCGACCGAGGGCGGUGGUGAUGCGCCCGCUCUCCAUCGCGCACAAUGGCCUCCGGCGAUAUUAUUCCACACCGGCCAAAGCUCCGCUGCCUCUCGAGGGCUAUCGCGUGCUGGACAUGACGCGUGUUUUGGCAGGCCCGUACUGCACGCAAAUCUUGGGUGAUCUGGGUGCCGACGUCAUCAAGAUUGAGCAUCCGGUUCGCGGCGACGACACCAGAGCUUGGGGCCCCCCCUAUGCCGCAUACACUCCGCAGUCGAACCUGGACGGACCUGGAGAGGCUGCUUACUUCCUGGGCGCAAACCGAAAUAAAAAGUCCCUUGCCCUUUCGUUCCAGCACAAACAGGGCGUCGACAUUCUUCACAAACUCGUCGCCAAGUGCGACAUUCUGGUGGAGAAUUAUCUGCCGGGUACGUUGAGAAAGUAUGCGAUGGAUUAUGAAUCGCUGCGCAAAAUCAACCCAGGCCUCAUUUACGCCUCCAUCACCGGAUACGGCCAGACCGGCCCCUACGCCAACCGCGCCGGCUACGAUGUCAUGGUGGAGGCCGAGUUCGGGCUGAUGCACAUCACCGGCCAAAGGGACGGUCCUCCCGUCAAGGUUGGUGUGGCCGUCACAGACCUGACCACAGGCCUGUACACCAGCAACAGCAUCAUGGCCGCUCUCCUGGCUAGAUCCAAGACGGGCAGGGGCCAACACAUUGACGUGGCUCUGAGCGACUGCCAAACCGCCACCCUGGCCAACAUUGCCAGCAGCUGCCUCAUCAGCGGCAAAAAGGACUCGGGCCGCUGGGGCACGGCACACCCCUCAAUCGUCCCGUACAGGUCGUUCAAGACCCAGGACGGAGACAUUCUCUUUGGCGGUGGAAACGACCGACUGUUUGGCGUCCUGGCCGAUGGCCUCGGGAAGCCAGAGUGGAAGGACGACGCCAAGUACAAGACGAAUGCCGAGAGAGUCGCAAAUCGCGACGAGCUAGAGUCCGCCAUCGAAGCCAUUUCGCAGCAAAAGACCACGCACGAGUGGCUCCGCAUCUUCCAAGGCAGUGGCUUGCCGUAUGCCGCUGUCAAUGACGUGCAAAGCACGCUGAACCACGAGCACACAAAGGCACGCAACAUGGUUGUGGAAAUGAACCACGAGGCUUGCGGCCCGGUCAGGAUGGUCAACACUCCCGUCAAGUUCUCCGAAACUCAACCCUGCAUUCGCUCUGCGCCGCCCAUGCUCGGCCAGCACACCGACGAGGUCCUGAAAGAGCAUCUCGGUCUCGACGAGUCCGAGAUUUCCGCACUAAAGGAGCAGGGAGUCGUUAGAUAG
Ustilaginoidea virens is the source of this 1329-nucleotide messenger RNA. RefSeq lists its product as uncharacterized. The record is from RefSeq and is a predicted model, not a curated record. Gene Ontology annotation, molecular function: catalytic activity. Lineage: Eukaryota; Fungi; Ascomycota; Sordariomycetes; Hypocreales; Clavicipitaceae. Bases 1 to 1329 code for a protein of 442 amino acids. The transcript is spliced from 5 exons.